This is a messenger RNA of Austrofundulus limnaeus, 6050 nucleotides long. Its product is annotated as storkhead-box protein 2. Gene Ontology annotation, molecular function: RNA polymerase II transcription regulatory region sequence-specific DNA binding. The record is from RefSeq and is a predicted model, not a curated record. Lineage: Eukaryota; Metazoa; Chordata; Actinopteri; Cyprinodontiformes; Rivulidae. Gene Ontology annotation, biological process: regulation of transcription by RNA polymerase II. Gene Ontology annotation, cellular component: cytoplasm; nucleus.
AUUAUUUCACAGGAUGAUGUCUGUGGUGCUCUGAGGAUGACCGUAACGUAGCAGGGUUGUUCUCACGCGCUGUUAUGACGCAGAUCCGUAGCGACGUCUCUCUGUGUCUGGAUGAAACACUCCUGCAUCCCGCUGCUUACGGACUCACGCAUUAAACAAACCCAGACACACAAAAAGGACCACAGUGGGAACCUAACAACCUGUAAAGCCGUGUGAGGCAACACGUCCGACGGGAGCGCGCGGCUGCCGCGGGUCCGGAGGAGGGCGGCUCGCGCAUCUGUUGCCUGGGUGAAUUGUUGACCACGUUAGCAUCUAGCUAGCUAGCAGCAGGUUCUAACAAUAGGCUUGACAGCUAAAAUUACGACCGUCGUGUCACGUUUGUGAUCGGCAGUGAUCAAGUUUAGAUUUUUUUUUAUUUUAAACUGAAUAUCGUGUCAUGCAGGCGGUAAUACACAACAUAAAGAUGAACUUAAAUGUGCAGGAAUGAUUCUCUUACGAGGCUAAGGAGCUAGCAGGCUGAGGCUAUGCGGUUGUUGCAGCAGAGCGGACCUGCAAUGCCUCCUGACUGAAAGUAUUGUGUUUCUGUUGAAGCGGAAGAUCUGUAAAAUAGGUAAAUAUGACGGGUGUGUGGGUUUUCAUAGCCAGCUAGAACACCACGCAGACAAUGGAGUCUUUCCUGCAGAUAGCUCCGCAUUCUUUGGCCAUAGUGCUGGCCAGGGUCGGGGCUGGGGAGGCGUCAGGUGCGGCUGCCGUGUCGGAGAGCGACGAGCUGCCCCGACACCACACCGGGUAUGAGAUUUUUGCCGAUUUCAAAGCGGAGAACUCCCAGCAGCACGUGUGGAACCAGCGGGUUACCGAAGCCGUGUCUGAGACCUUCUUCCUGGGCUGGAUCGAUGAGCACGUGCUCCUGAUCCAAGGCAAAGAGGACCACCUGGAGGUGCUGAGGGAGGGCUGGAUGCGGAGGUCCCUCAACCCGCCGCGGGGCUUCACCAUCAAAUACCUGGGUGAUGUAUCCCCUAUCAGCAUGUCACCCAUCAGUCAAUCCCAAUUUAUCCCUCUGGGAGAUGUUUUGCUAUUGGCAAUCUCUGCUAUCAACUCUGCCCAUAAACCAGUCACUCAGGAAGCCCUAAUGGAACACCUGAAGACAUGUUUUCCAGGUGUGUCCAUGCCAACAGAGGAGACUGUGCAACACACACUUAGUAUGCUGGUCCAUGAGCGAAAGAUCUACCCAACUUCUGAUGGCUAUUUCAUUGUUACACCUCAAACCUAUUUCAUUACUCCAAGUUUAAUCCGAACUAGCUCCAAGUGGUACCACUUAGAUGAGCGAUCAGCUGACCGACACCAGCAUCAGAAACAACAGCAGCAUCAACAAACUCAAUGCACCUCCCCUCUUUCUGGCACCAUAACCCUAUCUGCCUCUGGGGUGCUGCGAGAUCGAACACUCCCAAAGCCCACACAGAAUCACUCUGCAGUAGGUGAAGAUUGCCUUCAUAUCAGCAGUUAUCGUGCAGAUGACCCACCUAGCCACCACACUACUCUGCAGCGUCGAUCUCCUAAAGACCACAAGGAGGUGUUCUCAUCACAGCACUCCUCGCAAACACCUCCUCAGCAAACAGGAGGCAGCACAGAAAAGAGUCGCAGUACUCUUGGGUUUUCAUUUAAGGUGGACACACUCACAAAGCACAGAGGAGGUGUUGUUGGGGGAGGAGGAAUCGCUGACCUAGAAAAACAAGCAGUUGGAAGUGGUACAGGAGGGCGGAAGUUUGGUUUGAAGUUGUUUCGUUUGAGUUUUAAAAAGGAUAAGGCAAAGCAGCUGGCUACCUUCUCUGCACAGUUCCCCCCUGAGGAAUGGCCACUCCGUGACGAAGAAGAACCUUGCCACCUUCCGCGACAUGUAGAAAUGGAGAUUAUACGUAGAAUUAACCCUGACCUUACAGUGGAAAACCUUGCCCGGCAUACAGCAGUCAUGAAGCGACUUGAAGAAGAGCGGGCUCAGAGGAGCAAAGCGUCAUCAGCUAAUCAGAGCUCCAGGAGUAGAAGAAGUGGGGGCAAGCACAGAAGGCAAUCUCAACCCAAACCUAGCCGCUCACAGAGCAAGUCAAGGGCAUUCUGCUUUGAGCCAAGUGAUGGUUCUCACUUGGAGCAGGUUGACAGAGACUUCAGAGGUUACUCAUCUUCGCUGGUUCGAUUACCAAGAGAACAAGCCUUGGCCAUGGAGAGGCAAAGGGCUAGGCUUCAUCUUGCACAUAGCAUUCCCAAUAUUCUUGACUUUUCUCAUCUGCCGGUCACACCAGAGUGGGAUGUAUCUGGAGAGCUUGCUAAGCGACGCAUGGAAAUGCCUUUCCCUGAGCCAAGCCAUGGUCCAUCAGUGCAUCAUUCCAAAGUCCACCGCUCACACUCCCACACCCAGGAGAGAAAGUCUAGAAACGAACGCAGUAGCAAGGCCAAGGAACGUUCUAGAUCAAUGGACAACUCUAAAGGAUCAAUUGAUCCUGCAUUGAUUAAACCACCUGACUAUUAUGAUGAUUGCACUCCUUACUACAAUGAUGAGGGCACUCAGCGAGCCAAUCCAAACUCCUCUCACUACCCUCUUGCAACCGCUCUUACAUCUAAGGUGCCAGCAGAUUCUCUUGGUUUAGAUGGUGGCAGACACUUUGAAAAGAAAACGAGCAAGGACAGCUUGCCAGCCUACUCACCUAAGCCAAUGCUUACCUCCAACCCACCAGAUGAUUAUUUCCUGUGCUCUGGUAACUCUGAGGUUACUCACACAAAAGCAAACCUACUUGGAACUCUUAGCAAAACCAGCCAUGAAGGAUUAAAACCAAGCAUUACCGACAGGCAAACAGACAGACAUAUAUCCCACCCAGUAGAAAAUAAUGAGGACCUACCAAAGGUAGGGCAUAAAGGUAGCAGCCUGCCUCUAAUUCCUCUCGUUUUACCUGACCCUUCCAUUUCUAAUGGACAACCUCCACACAUGACUUCAACUGGACGGGAGAAACACAAGGAGCUCUUUAAUAAAGACACACUGUUCAAACCUCCCCCCAGCAUGUAUUUAUCUGGCUGUAGUUCCUUGAGAAAACCCACAAUUACUGCCUCAAUUACGCUUUCAUCAUCCUGUGAUGCUCUCGACUCGCACAAAGGCUUUGAUGCUCCCAAACCACUAGUGGCAACACCAUCUGCUUCUGCCCAGGGGAUUGAGCCAACAACCAGUGCUGCAGUGGCCUCUUUUGACUAUUACAAUGUCUCAGAUGAUGAUGAACUUGAGGAUGGGGAUGCAAAAGGUAGAGAUGAGGAAGAAAAAACAAAAGGAAGUGUUGCUGGACUAGAAAGACGUGAAGCGGGGACUAUGCAAUGGUUGUUGGAGAGAGAAAAGACAAGGGAUCUGCAUAGGAGGUUUGAAAGAACCCUUACCUUCUCUGGUCCUAAAGAAAACCACCCUGAGCCACAUCAGACCCAGCAAUCAGCCCACUCUGGUAGACUAGACAGUAUGGACUCCAGUUCGGUCACAGUUGACAGUGGAUUCAACUCACCCCGAACAAGAGAGAGUUUAGCAUCAAACACGUCUUCAAUUGUGGAACGAAAUCGACGUCAAAAUUUGGCACUGAGCCCUGGCCAUCUUGGACUCACCAGUGGAAGCGGGCCUCCUUUUUCUUUCCAUACCAUUUCGGAACCAACCAGCACCCAACCAGAGAAAAUCCAAAAGCCCAGUACUUGCCUAGCUUCAAUUACAAGUGUCUAGUGUUGGAGCUGUGUGAUAGUUGGAGUGCACAGCUGAUAAAACGUCCAGGAGCUCCAAGUUCCAUCACCUUGAAACAAACUGAAACAGAGGGGGGCUGUGAUGUUUCCUCUGACAUGACACUACCUACAUCAAUAAGAAACUGCUGUAUUUCUCAGUCUGUCUCUUUCUCUAGUUUAUAUAAAACAUAUAUACAUAAACACACACAAACACAUCAAACCACUGGGCUAGACUCUGACCAUGUCAUUCAACAAUCUGUAGUUUACACACUACUUAUCUUGCAUUGUUUUUUUAAGUGUGUGUGUGUGUGCGUGUGCGCGUGUGUGUGUGUGUGUGUGUGUGAAUUGCUAUUGUGUGUUAUCAGUUAUCUCAGGUUAUUUUAUUUCCAGUCCCAUUUGAAUUGCUCUAUAUCAGUGUAUUUCCUUUUGUUGGUGCUACACACUGAGGAGCUGCAGCUCUGCAUCCUUUUCUUACUGAUGGUACACAUCCUAGAACCCCAAUUCCCAAACUGUUAAGAUGUGUAAAAUAUGAAUAAAGUAGAAUGUAAGGAUUUGCAAAUCUCAUAAACCCACAUUUGAUUCACAAUAUAACAUUAUAAACAUAUCAAAUGUUUAAGCAGGUAAUUGCAAAGAAAUAUGGCUCUUUUAAAUUUGAUGGUAUUAACACAUCUCCAAACGUUUUGACAGGGCCAUAUUUAUCACUGAAGCAUCUCCCUUUCUUGUAACAAUAGUUUGUAAACAUCUAAAAACCUGAGAAGACCUUUUUUUCAGGGGAAAUACAGUAUAUUUGCCACAGCUUUUAGAUUUAUAUUAAUUUAAUAUAUAAAUGUGGUCACUCACCACACUAACAAUAGCCUAUAUCUUGUGCUAAAUAAAAAAAUGGAUGAAAUGAUGCUGCAACAGUUUGUGUUUCUGUCAUCUGUCACAGGACCCCUUAAUGGGGGUAGCGCAAGGAUGACAGUAAUUUUAAUACCCACAGAAUUGUAUUUGGUCGUUGCGUUUAGCCACUUCAGUACUGUCCCUCAGGGACCCAUUCAGCUUGAGGCACCUACCUACCUGCCUGUCGUAUCGCGAUUGCUCUGAUUGCAGGCUGCAAUUAAAUAAAGACCAUCUUGUACAGGAAACCUCAAUUUGGCUUAAAAUACAGACAUACUCAAAUUUGGUGAGACUAGCACCUUCCUGUCUCAAGUUAUGACUAAUAAUUUAUUUUCAUAAUAAAAAAUGGCAAUCUUAUUCCAGGCGGGUUAAGGCUGUUUCUACUGAACCAAAUUGUUACACAUCUCUCGUGCUGCAUUCAAAUUUGUUGCGGCUAGCACCUUUCUAUUUGUAUUUUAAAAUGUUAAUCGUUUCCCAUGCAGGUUAGGACUGUUUAGAUGUAGUCAAAUUAUUACAUAUCCCUCCACAUUUAAGGCGUUCAAAUUUCAUGCGGUUAGCACCUUCCUGUCUUGAAUUAUGACUAAACUGUUUAUAUUUAAAAAUAAUGGUGUUUCCUGGUCAUUGCAACCAAGCUACACAUCCCCCCAGCUGCCCAGUAUUCAUCCAGCCAAAUCAUUAUGGCUUCAAACUCCAUCCAACCACUCAUGCCUUAAACUCCACCCACAAAAAUUAAACAGACCCAUCAUGUCUUUGAGAAACUCCUCCCACAAAACAAGAGACUGCACAGACCCCCUUUUUACGGGGCUUUCUUGCAGUCUUUAAUAGUUUAGAUACCACUACAUCUUUUUUGUGUAAACCUUAGAUAAAAAUGCGUAAAGCAGACAGGACACUAUGAUACCUGCCAUCAAAUUCAAACUCAUGUUUUCCUAAACAUCAUAUAGUUACUUUGUUUAAACAUUUUACGUAUUACUAAGUUUCAUUAAGAAUAAAAUAUAGGUUUGUGAAGUUGAAAUUUUAUUUACAUUUCACAUAAAGUUCCAAUCUUUUUGGAAAUGGGGUUACUAAUUAGUUCCUUCAGUUCUGUCUAAACUUUGCCACUUCCAGAUAGCCUUUGAGGCAUUUAUUUAUUUAUUUAACAUUUGUUUUGUCCCCCCCAAGUUAUUUUUUAGAAUUUUGUCUAUUGUGACAUUAACAGUGGUCCAAAAAGCAUCUUAUAUCCUUAUAUGGGUGUUCAUUUUAUUACUCACUGUUACACUUUGGCCCAGAUUUACUAAUAAAUUGCACCAAAACAGAAAGUGCAGUGACAGGUUUGCAGCGCUAAGGUGUGGACCAUCAUUGUUGUCAGCUGUCCAUCUUGUAUUUGUAGCUAUUUUCCUUUUUAAAGUCUAAAGUUUUGGGAAACAAAUAUUUAAAUAAACAUUUAAUGUGAUUUACUAAGA